AUGAAGAAACGCGGCUGGUCCCUCGGCGCCCUCGCCUCCCUGUCAUUCUCCACACGGCGGCCAGAGGGCGCCCUUCCAGACUGCGGAUCCGGACACAGCACCCCGCCCGGAGCGCCCCCCCGAAGCACCCCUGUGACCCCGCGGCCGCCCCCGCCCUCGAUCGCGCCGUACCCCGGUCCUGCAGCGCCCCCUCGCGUUCGCAGCGUGCGCGCCACACGGAGCGCAGGUGCCUCUCCCCUGGCCCGCCCCAGCCUCCUCCGCAGCCCUGUGGCAGGGGGUGCCCGUCCGACACCUCUUCAGGCACCAGGCCCGGCCGUGGCCACCGACUCCAAGGCCGCACUUCCGGGCCGCGACGCCGACGGAACCGAAGCCCGCGGCCGCGGCGGCGCUGGGGAGACCCUAGGCCGGAGCACGUUUCCGGUAUUUCUAUGGCGAUCAGCUCCCGCCAGUCCGCACUGCGGCUCUCCUCUUAGUCGGAACCGAAAUCGAAGGGGCUGGGGCUGCCGCGACGCGAGGAGUCUCUGGACCGGAGCACUCUUCCGGCGUCGCCCAGGAGAUCGUGCGUGUGGCGGGGCCUGCGCGGUCACUCCGCGAACGCCCUGUGAUGGAGAACCAGAAGGCAGUUCGCGGCGCAAGUCACCAACCUCUUCCGGCCAGUUUAAACCCCACUGCGAACCGGGGAAGCGGCCUUAUUCCCGUGACACGGCCUUUUUCAGGCCACUUCGUGAUCUCAUUCCUCAGGGAGCAGUUCUCACUUCCCCUAUCUCAGAGGACAGAGGGGACUCAGGAGUGAAAGAGGGAACCAACUGUCCAAAUGCAUGACUAGAACAAAGCC
Sapajus apella (tufted capuchin) is the source of this 835-nucleotide messenger RNA. Its product is annotated as vegetative cell wall protein gp1-like. The record is from RefSeq and is a predicted model, not a curated record. Lineage: Eukaryota; Metazoa; Chordata; Mammalia; Primates; Cebidae. The coding region runs from base 1 to 822 and encodes 273 amino acids. The transcript is spliced from 3 exons.